This is a messenger RNA of Betta splendens (Siamese fighting fish), 3302 nucleotides long. RefSeq names its product toll-like receptor 21 (gene tlr21). Gene Ontology annotation, biological process: immune response; inflammatory response; toll-like receptor signaling pathway. The coding region runs from base 214 to 3147 and encodes 977 amino acids. The transcript has 2 exons. The record is from RefSeq and is a predicted model, not a curated record. NCBI's taxonomy places the organism in Eukaryota, Metazoa, Chordata, Actinopteri, Anabantiformes, Osphronemidae. Gene Ontology annotation, molecular function: protein binding; transmembrane signaling receptor activity. Gene Ontology annotation, cellular component: membrane.
CUGAAACUGAACAUGGGCUGCCUUCUUCCUCUUUCUGGCUUAUUGUGAAUCCAAACUAGCCACUUUACAACAAUACGUCCUGAGGAACAAGAGGUGAAAAUUCAUCCCACCAGCAGCCUCCAUGUUUUAGCCUAAUACUCCAGCAAACCAAACCAACAGAGACAAUCACAAAAGCCUUUCAGACGACUGGCUACUGAACAACAGCACCGCAAGAUGACAAGUCGAACCCAGCUGCUGUCAGUCACAGUUGUCCUCGGUGCUUUUCAGCUCAUCAGUGGCUACAGCUUUAAGAACUGCAUUGAACACUCAUCGCCAAAAGGAAGAUAUUUCAACUGCAUCCAUCGAAAUGUGAACAACAUCUCUGCUAUUAUCGCUGACCUGCCGAAAUCUGCCACCAAUCUCACCAUCUGCAGUACUGCUGUGGUGGACAUACCCAGCAACAGCUUUGCCAAUCUAUCAAUGCUCCAGUUCCUCAGACUCGAUCAUAACCACCUGAGGAUCAUCAGUGAAGCUGCCUUCCAAAACCUGCACCAACUAAAGUCUUUAAACUUGUCCUUUAACUAUUUGUCAGAGCUCAGCUCUUCUGUGUUUAAAGACCUACACAAUCUCACCUUUCUUUCACUGACAAACAACAAUUUGAAGUUGCUCCCUGGGGGCAUUUUUGUUUCUCUUAUUAAUUUAGAGACUUUACUGAUAAGACAAAACUUUCUCAGUGAUUUUUCAGGAAUUGCUGAAUCUGUGUCACAUCUAACAAAUCUAACCCAACUAGAUCUUUGCUUUAACAGUCUGACCUCUCUUAGCCACACAAAUGCAUCACUACCCAAAUCUCUCACUAUUUUAUAUAUAUGUAGAAAUAAUCUAAGUACUUUAGGAUGCAGGCCCUCGUUUCUCAGGUUCAUCAAAGUUUUUGAUUUGUCGUAUAAUGCUAGGCUCCCCACGGCGGCUUUUCAAGGGGUGGAUUUGGGACAAAUAAAUUAUCUGCGUUUGCGUUCAACAAGUGUCAAGGUAGUGGAGUUUCUAAACAUCAGCAACAUCAAUGCAAGACAUGUAGAUUUCACUGGAACAGGUCUAAACAAUAACAGGCUCCAGGAGCUUUGCAAAAUGUUAAAGAAUAAGGUUAAACAGAUAACAAAUUUGCAUCUGGGCAGUAACCAGAUUGGCUUUACUAUGACAAGCAUACUGAGCCAUUGUCCUACAAUCAAGGGGGGUCUGGAUCUGUCCCGCAAUAAGCUGAAAAAGAUGAACUGUAUGAAAUUUCUGGAACAACAGACAAAAGUUAAAAGCUUCAAUGCAGAGCACAACCACCUGACCUCCCUUCCAACGUGUAAAACAAAAGGGGGGGUUCGUCUAAAUUAUCUGGAAGAGGUGAGCUUUCGUUACAACCGCAUUCUCUCAGUCGAUUCUAAUGCUUUCUAUCAUAUGCCAAAGAUUACGACGCUAAAACUUAACAUAAACAUAAUUGCAUUUCUUGGUCGCGAAGCUCUGAAAGGGCUAAAAAAGCUUAACACACUUCGUUUAGACAACAACCUCUUGACUGACUUGUUUAAUGACACCUUUGAAGACAAUGCUAAUCUGCAAACACUCAACUUACGUAACAAUCGCAUUUCUGUGAUCUUUAACGGGACUUUCCGCAGGCUCACAAAACUGACCACACUGGACCUUGGCGGUAAUAAGAUCACCCAUUUUGACCCAUCAGGUCUCGAUGGACUAACAAGUCUGUCCAAACUCUAUCUAGAUGGAAACAAUCUUAAAGAAAUUGAAACUUCCAUCUCUCAUGUAUUUCAGAAUACACUCACAGUGCUGGAUUUAGAAGGUAAUCAGAUCCGCUACUUGAAUGGGAACAUAGGCUCACCUUUUAUAAACAUGAGCAAACUCAGUGACCUGAAGCUGGGUUGGCAGCGACCCUAUGGUCUCACUAUCUUACCUCGCACACUUUUGCGUGGCCUUCACUCACUGAAAUCCCUGUAUCUGACGAACAAUAACAUCUACCAACUGGCUCCUGACACCUUUGAUGAUCUGACAGCCCUGCGCUUCCUCACACUGGAUAACUGCUGUGUAGGGGUGGUAGAUUUAAAACCAGGGGUAUUUAAAAAUCUGAGAAAUUUAACCAGAUUGACUGUCGAGAACAUGGGCAUUCAGGACAUCUCGGGUGAGGUUUUUGGGAAUCUUACACAGUUAAGGAAACUGCAGCUCAACCACAACGUGAUGCAAAGCAUUAGGGUAGACGCACUACGAAAGCUACCUAAACUCCAGUACCUUGACAUUCGUAAUGUUCCUUUAGCCUGUACCUGCAGGAACAGCUUUCUGCAAAACUGGACACAGACCAACCUAAAGGUUCAGGUUGUCUAUCUCUAUAAUCUGCUGUGCCCUGAUCAAAAACAGAGUUUCUACAACUUUGACACCAAAGUUUGUAAAACAGAUCUAGGGAAGAACCUGUUCUUUAUCACAGCCACUGUGAUCUUCCUCUUCACAUUCACUCCUUUAUUUUAUGUCAAGCUCUACUGGAAGGUGAAGUACAGCUACUACGUUUUCCGCUGUUGGUUUAAUGAACAGUGGCGCAAACUCAGAGAGGAGGAGGAAAAUUGCAAAUAUGAUGCAUUUAUUUCCUAUAACUCCUCUGAUGAAUGGUGGGUGAUGGACCAGCUGCUGCCCAACCUCGAGGGAAAUGGAUCAAGUUUUAAACUCUGUCUGCAUCACAGGGACUUUGAGCCAGGCCGUUAUAUUGUGGACAACAUUGUCUCUGCCGUUUACAGCAGUCGUAAAACUAUUUGCGUGAUGAGCAAAAAUUUCCUCCAGAGCGAAUGGUGUUCUCUGGAAAUUCAACUUGCCAGCUACAGACUCUUUGACGAGCACAGAGAUGUUCUACUGCUGGUGUUUCUGGAGCCAAUAUCUGAGAGGCAGGUGUCAGUCUAUCACCACAUGAGGAAGGUCAUGUUAAGAAAAACCUAUCUGCAGUGGCCUGGCUCAGACUGCACAAACCCAGGACAGGCUCAGGACCUGUUCUGGAAUCAGCUACGUAGGGCGAUGAAAACAGCGAGCAGACUCGAAGCAGAUGACAGUGAUCAGACUCAAGACUGUGCUACAAUUGAAAGUAAAGAGAAUGAACAUUUUGUGACUUCAGAUGAAACCGUAUACUUAAUUCCUUGAAAUUAUUUAAAUAAUCUUCUUUGAGACGAAUGAUUUAUCAUAUCUGUGAUCAGUUUAUUUUUAUCUUCAGAGAUGCUUGAUGUAGUACUCUCCAACUGUACAAUUAGGUUUCCUAACUUACAACAAGAAAUCAAGCAACUCUUACAAAAGAAUGU